GCUGACAUUCCAACCAUGGACGAACGCGAAUACCUGUUUUAUCCUAAUCGUCCUUCACCCUAUAGAAUCUGAAAAAUAUAAAAGGUUGUUCUAUAUCUCUUCGAAAUCAUUCGUUUCCCAAAGUUCAACAAAAACGAACAGCAAUGAGGGCAGUAGUUUGCCUUGCUCUGAUCUUCGCCGUUGUGGCCGCUGAAGGACCAACUGAAAGCAUCAACAAUGUUGCUGACAUCUUGAAGGAGACCACUUUCUCCUCUUCCUCAACACCAUCCUCCUUGAACCUCGGAAGCAGCCAGAGCGGAUUCUCAUCUGGAUCUUUCUCAUCUUUCGGAAGUCAAGGUGGUCUUAACUCAGGAGCAUUUGGACUUUCUUCCAAAUCUGGUGCUUCCUCUGCUUUCGGUGGAUUGUCCCAAAGUUCUGCUCAAGGAUCUUCGCUCUUGAACGGAGCCGGCGCUGCUUUCGGUGCUCAACAAGGAAACUCUGCCUCAUCCUCUGGUUUCUCUUCUGGUUUUGGUAGUGCUGGUUUAAUCAAAGCCAACGAUUACGCUUACAACUCUGGCUUGAUCAAGUCUAGCGACUAUGGCUUCGGCUCUGGAUUGAGCAACUACGGUCUUCUUUCUGGAUCAUAUGGUUUGGGUAACGCUGCUCUGAUCUCUGGAUACAGUGCACCAAUCACCACCUCCUACGUUCAAGGUUACGGUUACGGAAAUGGUUUGGCUGCUAGUCAAGGACACAUCUCCAACGUUGACACUCAACAUCACGUCGAUACCGUCCAACACAAACAUAUCAACACCGUCCACACCAUCACCAAGCAAGUUCCCGUACCUCAACCCUACGGAGUACCAGUCCAGGUCACCAGACACGUCCCAGUAGCUCAUCCCUACCCUGUUCCAGUCCCCAAGGCAGUACCAGUUCCAUACAACGUACAUGUUCCAGUCCCAGUUGACAGGCCUUACCCCGUUAAGGUUCCAAGCCCUGUCCCAGUGCCAGUUCAUGUCAGAGUAGCUGUUCCAGUCGAGAAACCAUACCCAGUACCAGUUGAAAAGACCGUGAAUGUACCUUACGAUAAACCAGUGUACAUCAGGGUACCACAACCAGUCGCUGUUCAAGUACCACACCCUGUUCCAGUCAAAGUAAACAAACCUGUCCCAGUACAUGUUCCAACCCCAGUUGUUGUCAAGGUACCCGAAGUCGUCAACGUACACAAAGUUGACUACGCUGUAGCUCCAUCUGUUGCUGUCCAAUACAACGGACUUUACGAUGCUCAACACCAAUACGGUGGACUCUACGGUGCUCAAUACGGAGGACUUUAUGGUGCUGAACACCAAACCAUUGUUGAUGGAGGAGCUAUCCUUGCACCAACCCACCACAUCGAUGCUUCCAACACUGUUGCCCAUUUGGAAGCUUCCAAUGCUUUGGCUGCCCAACAAAUCGCAGAUGCUCACUACGGUAGUGCUGCCACUUUCGGAGCUACUCAAUUCGGUUCUGGAUCAUACCAAAUCCAACCAGCUCAACUCGUAGGAUCUUACGAUCUUCCUGUUGGCCAAUCAGUAUACGGUGAAUUGCCAAGCAUUGUUGACGCCAAAUAUGCUUUCAAGAGGGAAACAACAGACAAGAAAAAACCCGCCGAAGAGAAGAAAGCCACUGUAGAGGAGAAGAAGAAGCAAUAAAUUAGAUUAGAUCAUGUUCAUUAGGGAUGUAUUAAAUGCAAUAAAAUAAGGAAUUUUUUC
Messenger RNA from Harmonia axyridis, 1727 nucleotides. RefSeq lists its product as uncharacterized. The transcript is spliced from 2 exons. Bases 144 to 1667 code for a protein of 507 amino acids. The record is from RefSeq and is a predicted model, not a curated record. NCBI's taxonomy places the organism in Eukaryota, Metazoa, Arthropoda, Insecta, Coleoptera, Coccinellidae.